AAGUCAUUGAGAUCGGGACGAGGCAGGUAUUGCCAGACCCGUCUUACCGGUUUUACGACACAAAACGAUCGAACGAACGUCUUUUUACUUGAAAAGAUAAACGAACAAAGUAUAGUAUAGUUUUGAAAGUAUUAAAGAGUGUAAGGAUUUACAAGAUACUGGGCUCCUUUAAUAUUAUUUACUGCGUAAAGGCACUUCAUUCUUAUUAAACAUCGAUACGUAGUUGUUUUUAAUAGAUAGGUAUAAAGUCUCUGGUGUGUGAUGAACGUUCACUUCUGCCUGGAUUUGGAUUGAAAAUCUUACUGUAUCGCCAAUGCAGCAACGAUGCAAAACACCAGAGAGUCAAGCAGACAAAAGCGCAGCAUUAAAAGAAGAAAUUCAAGGAAGAAAUCCUUAUCCCCGUCUGAUCUGAAAUGUGUGCGCGGCGAAACAAAAGCGGAGAACAAACUGGGUCGACGAUCGCUAUCCGAAGGCUCGAUGAAAGUGAAGCACAGGAAGAGCAAUAUACAGAGAACUUUAACGCAUCCGAUAUCGUGUGCAGAUCUCGAGGUAGUGCCAAUCGAUGAGUUUAGUGCCAUAAAAGUUGAUCCGGUGCCUCCAGAGAGUGAUGAAUCUCAGGUGCCCCCGACUAGUAGUGAUAGGGAUACAGAGGACGAUGGUCGUGUGCAGAGCAAGCCGGCUCCGCUUAGGCCGCGCUGGGAUUCCGGCAGCGAAAUGGACUCGCUGGUCUCCAUAGCUGUGAGAAAAGCUUCGGCACGACGACGCCGAACGCCCGCCAACCCAGAUUGGGGCGUCAAUACUGAGCCUGGCGAAGUAAGCGAACCGGAAGCCGGUCGCAUGCGUCCCGAGGAUUACCGCCUCGUGUUCCUCAGCUCGGAUUCGUCGUGCCGUGAGGACACGGAAGACUCCGCUUCUACAGCAUCCUCCGCCGCGCCUCCUGUUCCUGACGACUGUGACUGGGACUACUUCGAGCCAGGCGCGGCGGCGGUGCAACCACAACCACCGCCACCGCAACCACUCCCAAAGCAUACACCACAGGACUGUCAAAGAGCGUGUUCGUGCGGCGCUGAGCCACGCUUUGUCGCCGUCCCCGUCCCAGUACCUGUACCUGUACCUGCCGCCCUUUGGCCCGCGUUACUCGCAUUUCCACCGCAAAACCCACCCACGCCUCAUUGGAAUACAUACCCGGGGUUUUCAUCGCUAGAUGCCGCCGCCUUCGCCCGUCUCACAACGGCGGCCGCCGUGGCAGUUACCGCUGCCGCUACAGCUAACUCUCUACCACGAAAUAGAUUGGAGAUGACCGUCGAAAGGACCGAUAAAGCUAUACAAUCCGAGUUGCAAGUACCUGCGCCUAGUGAUAACGAUAAGAGCGAUAACAAUAUCGAACACGCAGUCCAACAUGAAACGUCAAACGAUAUCAAAGUGAUUGCGGGAGACGAUUCUUUAUUAGUUUUGUCAGAAGUGGCGGAUACCAUGCCUGAUCAUCUAGAAUCAGAAAAGGCCUUCCCCUCGUCGUCAUCGUCGGCUAGUUCGAGCGAUUCGGAAAGAGGGGUUGCUCAAAGAAGCUAUGAUUUGCACAGUGCUGCCCCUGAGGAGCCCCCGACGUCUGACGAAGACUCGGAUGACUCUGGAGGUGGUGGAGGACAGUUUUCCCGUGUAUUCGUUGUGAACCCAGCAGACUCCUCCUCUGAAAACGACGAAAACGCUGACAGCAGCGGCAUUGACUGUGAUGACUCUUAUGAUAAAAAAUCGGACAGCCUUGAAAUAGCAGCCAUGGAAGUAGCAAUGCAAAAUGAUAUUAACAUGAAUAGAAAUGAGUGCGCCGAGGAAGCUCCCUCUAAUAACAAUGUUGUUGUCCUUCAAUCCGUCAACUUUACGGAGGAGUAUUCCGUGUUCCCAUUACAAAGAAAUAAUGAAAGUGAAAGUCGACAUAUUUCCCAAUUUCAUGACGAAAAUAUGCUGUUAAGUGAAACAAAUGAGCGAUAUAAUAGUUUCAGUGCAACGUGUAGUGAUAAGGAUCAAAACAAUUACGAUUCCUUAAACAAUAUACAAAGCGCGCAAAACCGAGACUCCCCCGAUAUAAUAGAGUGUGAUUCUUUGGAUAAUUCUUUUAACUCGGAUUGCAAUAUAAAAGUUUCUGUUGAUUUACCCGCCGAUUUAUAUAGUAAUACAGAAAAUAUUUCAAAAACUUCAUCAAAUAUUAAUCCGAUACAGGCACCGUCUCCGGAACCUACAUAUGAAGUGGCAAAUAAAUCAGCAUUACCGCCGAUACAAAAAAUUGACUUGUUUAAAGGUAUUGAACGCACGCUUAGUGAGUUAUUGAAGAAAGAAUUAAUGGACGACAACAGCGAGGAGAAAAUGCACGAUUCGCGGCCGGUUUGCGCUGAGACGGAGAGGGGCGCGGGCACACCUGUGGAGAAUACAGUUUGCCGCUCGCGCACGGCCGGUGCGGACGGGUCCGCGCGUUUCACUAGCCGCGUUAUGAUAACGCACGAUCGUGUCUCCGUAGUCACGUCAGACACGACGCGGCUCAUGCAUGACAUCACAGUGCAUCACACCAACUUGGACAACGAACCGGAACCAAACGCAAGCGUACAACAAAACGACAUAAACGAACGACUAUCCGACAACGAAUCGGUGCAACCUUCAGCUGGAGUGACUGUUGUUAGUAAUGCCGACACUCUCUCUGCGGUCGUGUGUCUCGAGGAGGGGCUCGCUGAUGACGACUCGUGGGUUGAGGACGUCAGUCACGAUGAUGACGAGGCCACUUCACAGUCGGAUUCAGAUUCCGAGGAUGAAACCAACUUGCCUACCCGGGGAGAAGACUUCGCAUACUGUAGGCGUUCCUUAGAUUUUACAUUGCAUACUAUAGUGGAAGAGAGCUGUGAAGAAAGCGAAACGGAACCCACAACUAAAAAACCGCGGCCCCUAUCGGCUACGGAACUCGAAAAAUAUUUUUUCUUUGGCUUGGGGGAUGGAAAAAAUAUUCGCGAUGAGGAUGAACAAAUAUCCGAUACGUCUAGUGUAUGUAGUGAAGGUGGUGAGUCGAUAGUUGACAAUGAGGAACCAAAAAAAAGUGGUGACAGUGAGGAACUUGUGACGUCGAGGCUAGAAAAAUAUUUCCUUUCUGGUUUUAUGGGUUUUAACCAGGAGCGAAGGGAUUCCGAUGGAUCAGGCAGUGUAGGCAGUGAUAGUGAGGGUAAACAGAGCCCUGAGCAAAGACGAAAACGGCUAGUGCGCGCUCGAGGCACCCCAAGGUCACAUUCCUCAUCAUUGGACAAUUUAUUAACCGGCGAUGAGCCUUCACAAGAAAAUCAAGAAGUAUCUGACGGGUCGAGUACGGAGACUGAGGACCGCCAUGAGUCACUCGAACGAUUAGAUUUAACGGGUGAAAACAAACGUAAAAAACAAAACAAAAAGCGUGGUUCACCCGCGGAUGAAAGGCGGCAAUCCGUUGAAUUCCCGGAGGAAACCCGCGAUGAUACAAGGUCGGUAUCUGAAGGUGAAGAUGGGAGAUCUACACCUCGACCUGAAUUCCCACCGCUUGGAUCUGAACUCUCUGAAUCUAAGAAACAAACUAGUCGUGAUAGUGGUUUUGUAGGAAGCUGCGACGAUUUAUUGCGUAGCGGCGAUUCUAGCUCUGACUUUGCGAGAUCUCAUGAACCCAAAACAGAAUUAGAAGAAAUUAUUGAGGAGGUAAGGCCAGACAUCGAUGAGCGCUUAGAGAGAGCCCCCACGUCCAGACCCCCACCUAGCCCGCUUUCACGCAAAGAUAGCUUUAAUAACUGGUCGUCGGAUGAAGAAACUAAUCUUAUGAUGACGAAAAUGCGACAAUUUUUCAAACAAAUGAUAAAUUCAACUAAUGUGCGUACAUCGACACCCGCCUCAUCAAACUCGGAAAGCUCAAAACCACCAAAACCUCCACAACUAUUAUAUUUCGAAAGUGAACUAACGAGGUUAAUGAAAACCGUACCAGGAAUACGAGACGAAGAAGUGCGCGAAAUCGUUGAAUAUUUAUCGAGCGAGGACACGUGGAGUGAUUCAUAUGAUUCCUCAGAUUACGCGGGCUCCGACUUAGAGGGUACCGCAAAUAGAUCCGCCUUGAGGAAACAAAUUUCAGAGAGUUGUCGCGAAAUAAUCGACGAAUUCGACAAAGGUAAUAGUGAAGCGGGUUCCCUAGAACGGGACGCCGUUGGUGCAUAUCAAAGAUUAGCAGCCACUUUGGGACGGGCGGGCGACGGUUCACCGCCGUUAUUUGGGAAGGUCAUGAGGCACAUAGGAGGGCGGUUGGUUGCCCUCAUGCACGAAGUUUCAGCCGGGGCGUCGGCUAGCACGGAUGAGGACAGUGCAUCCGAGCCAGGAGCGUUAGCGCGCAGCAAAUCUCACGAUAUUUUGGAAGCGACAGCGAGCAGGGGAAGUGUCGCAAGUGACAGUGAACGGUUCUCGUGGCGUGGUAGUUUUGAAUCGGCUUUAUUGGCUGCUGAUUCGAGGGGAACACUGGGCGGUGGCGGCGAGACACGGAGGUCCCCCGCGGGAGCGGACCUGGCCGCUCUAAAGUCACACUCAAGAAGCUGUGGAGCCAUCAGCGGCAGUGAAGAUAGGCUGUGGCGUGGGAGACGACGUGCAUCUGCACCAGACGCUGAGUCGGAAGAAGAGCAACGCGCCGGCUCAUUGCCCCGGUUGCCGUCCAUCAACGGUACGCCAGCACCCGUGGGGCCGGUGAAGUCCGCUCGGUACCGCGCCCCCGGCUUCAGGACAGCUACUCGAGCGGCGUCAGCGCCUGGUCUUCAUGCGCCAAGGAGAAGACGACCGCCGCCCACACCGCAGCAACCGCCGCCCUCUGCGCCCGCGUCGGCGCCUAGCUUACAAGAUGAAGUCUACAUGUCCGAUGCGUUAUCCCCGGGACACGCCACCUUGCCCCGACGAUCGAGUUCACCUUUACCCCAUGAUGCAGACAGAGACAGGUUUUCACUCAACAGAAGUGGAUUGCAGGCACGUUCCGAGUCUAUGGCAUCAGUGUACAGCGGAGCCGGGGAGGGAAUGCGAGGGAGUGUCACGGUGAGAGGGGAGGUCCAGUUCUCCCUACUGUACAACUACAGGCUCGGAGCCCUGGAGGUCGGAGUGAAGCGCUGUAGAGACCUGGCGCCCAUCGACGUCAAGAGGAACCGGUCCGAUCCUUAUGUCAAGGUGUACUUGUUGCCCGACAAGUCGAAAGCUGGCAAGAGGAAGACGAAGGUGAAGAAGAACACGCUGAACCCCGUGUUCGAGGAGACGCUGAGCUUCUCGCAGCCGCUGGCCACGCUGUCCGCGCGGACACUGUGGCUCAGCGUGUGGCACGCGGACAUGUUCGGGCGGAACGACUUCCUCGGCGAGGUGGCGCUGCCGCUGGCCGACGUCGUGUUCGACGAGCCCGCGCCCAAGUGGUACAAGCUGCACGAGCGGACGGAGCAGUUCGACGAGCAGCAAGGUACGCGCGGGGACCUCAUCGUGGGGCUGAAGUUCGAGCCGGACGCGGGCGGCGCAGGCGCCAGGGGGAAGGGCACUCUGCACGUGCUCGUCAAGGAGGCCAAGAACCUCGUCGCCACGAGACCUAGUGGGCUCGCUGAUGUCUUCUGCAAGAGUUACCUGCUGCCGGAGCGCGGGCGGCUGGCGAAGCAGAAGACGGGCGUGGCGCGGCGCACGCUGAGCCCGCGCUGGGAGCACACGUUCGCGUACCGCGGCGUGACGCUGGCCGAGCUGGCGGCGCGCGCGCUCGAGCUCAGCCUGUGGGACCGCGACCGCCUCGCCUCCAACGACUUCAUGGGCGCCGUGCGGCUCUCGCUCGGCACCGGAACCUACAUGGGAGCUAGUGUGAACUGGAUGGACAGCGUGGGCAAAGAAGUAUCUCUGUGGCAAACGAUGAUGCAGCGACCUAACUUCUGGGUUGAGGGCUCUUUGCCUCUCAGGCCACAACUCAACCACAGUAAUUGAAAAUCUUCAAAGAAUAUCUCAGUGAAUAAUAACGCUUCAUUUUUGAUACCUACAUAAAUAACUUAUUUACUAGAUGACAAUGUCGCCAGUGUAAUUUACACUAAUUAUUUAUCAGUUUCCUAGAGAUUUCAAAAUGGCCGCUUUUUGCUGUUAGUAUUUUGCCGUCAAAAGUCUUGUAAUGGCGGCCGAAGGAAAUAUAAAGGAGCAGGAAAAUCUGACUGAAAUGAGAGAUAUGUUUUCUUUAUUUUUAGAAAUCUUGUAAUAAUUACAUUCUACAACGAAUAAAUUACAUUUGUAAUAGCUAUAUUUAUAUUUAAGGACUGUUAUUGUGUGCGUUUAUAGGACCAAUUUUAUUAAAGUUCUAAAUCUUAUAUGUCGAUAAAUACUCUUUAUUAUUGUCGUGUGUUUCAAAUACAUUAUGCGAUGUAGUACUUAAACGUGCCAAUCUAAUAACUUAGGCCAAAUUGUCAAACUGAAUUGUAUAAUUUUAUAUAUUCUCACUACAUUCCCGCAUUGUGAUGCAUAAGUUAAGAAUUAAGCUUUGUUUAGGGUAAACUGCCUAUAAUAAUAAGAAAAUAUUAUUUACGCAUUUAAUUUAGGGUGUUAAUGUACAAAUUUAAGUUAACAUGAGUCUUAAGAAUCCGCUCAUGACUAUUGUGAUUUAAUUAAUAUUAUUACAUUUGUAGUUAAUAAGUUCUAAAUCCCUCACCUAUGUGUGUGCGUGUAUAAGUGUGUGGAAAAGCGUGAUAGGUUUGUUAAAUACGUCGUCCAUAAAUGUAUAAUUAGCUACUAAUAGAAUAUUUUUUUAAAUAAAGCUACUUAAAACUAAAGUGUCCUUAUUUCCAUAUUUUUACAAAAAUAAUGUAAAUUAAUAUUUGAAUAAAUAUUUUUACUAUUA
Messenger RNA from Zerene cesonia (dogface butterfly), 6868 nucleotides. RefSeq lists its product as uncharacterized. Gene Ontology annotation, cellular component: exocytic vesicle; plasma membrane. Gene Ontology annotation, molecular function: neurexin family protein binding. The transcript is spliced from 10 exons. Gene Ontology annotation, biological process: exocytosis. The record is from RefSeq and is a predicted model, not a curated record. Bases 325 to 5970 code for a protein of 1881 amino acids. Lineage: Eukaryota; Metazoa; Arthropoda; Insecta; Lepidoptera; Pieridae.